AUGGGUGAUGAUUAAGUUUACGAUUAGGGUUUGGAUUGCAAUGAAUACGACAUUGUCAAUAUGACCCUAAAUUGUGUAUUGCUUCAGGGAAAUGUUUCGAGAUAAUUGAAGCCCAUCAAGAAGUCAAUGUUUCAUCGCUUGCUUAUGCUGAUGAAAUUAAAUAUCGCUUGAGUGAUUCCGAAUCAUGGUGUACGGCACGAAGCGAUACGAAAAAUUUGAUUCAACUCACUUUCCCCAGCAUACACCAUGUCAGAGGGUUCUCCCUUGGUGGCCACACAAAUACAGCCACUUUAUCGUUUGUGAAGAAAUUCAGAGUUUAUUCCAAACUAUUUCCAUGGGGAAAUUGGACACCUGUUGUAAUCCAUAACAUUGGAAAUAUGGUAAGUGUUCUAGUUUGAGAGAUUACUUGUUGACAAAUAUUUCAACCUCACCUAACUGCUUACGACAGACACUGAUCUGGUAAUAAAACUGGAUUGAAUGUUAUGUAAAAAUUAAGCCAGAAACCAUUGUGACGAACUGAUUACCUUUCGAACGUAUUAUGGUAGAAAUUUAUUGUUCAGAUGAGGUGCUUUACAUGUCAAAAUAAUAACUUUACUGUCUAUGACAAGAAGUAAAGUUUUUUUAUAUUCUUUUGUGUUUCGAGGAUUUUUCUCCGUGUUUUCCGAUUUUCCUUUGUCACAAAAAAAUAAUUUUAGGUCUUUUACAGUAGUUGUCGAGCAUCAUGAGCCUCGGUGUCACUUUUAUCACUCUGGACAACACCGUAUAUCUUUUUCAUUUUAGUUUAACGGUACGGUGAAAAGUGGUAACGACAGGGCAGACUAUCUUUUGGACACUGCUAUUAGGGCGAUGUCUAUUGUAUUCAAAAUGGUGGAGUACAACGACGAGGAGAUGAAAUGUGCGAGAGUGGAAGUCAGGGGGUGUCAUGAUUCUAGUAAGUGGUACAUUUGUUUGUUUUAAUUUUUGAAAGUUUAUUUCCUCAAUACUGGAUGAAUUACGGACGGCCCUUACUGGGCCUCUUGGAAGAACAGUUAAUUAGAAAUUAUGUAGAACUUCUAGUGUAAAUAAAAUCCCUGUAGUGUAGUUUAGCUUUCCCCCUGUGGUAGCACUAGAUAACAUGCCCUUACUGGAGCUAGUGGCAGAGUAGUUAAGAAAUAAGGCCAGUUUUCCACUAGGCGGAAUAUUGCGCGCGGAGCGGAAUUUUUCUUUGUCUUUUAAUUUCUCGGGUGGAACUAAUUAGAAAAAGACAAAGAGAAAUUCCGCUCCGCGCGCAAAAUUCCGCCUAGUGGAAACGGCCUUAAUAGAGCUAUCCAGUGUUCAUAAAGAGAGCUUCUUAUCUUUUAUUUAGAAUUUUGUGACGAUUACCAGCCCAACCCAUGCAUAAACGGAGCAUGUCGUCUUGAAGAGGGAAAGCCGUUUGUUUGUGAUUGCUCUCCUGGUUUUGCGGGAUCGUUUUGCGAAAGAGGUUUGGAUCCGACAGAAAUUUAGUGCAUCAUUCUUAUUAGAAAUAUCAAUGCCCAGCAUAUUGUGCGUAAAAGACCAUAACAAGAUUGAAUAUAAAAUAUUUAAGAUUUACUGCUUUCCUUGAUGACUUUCAUCCUGCCCCUCUUUUUGACGAACUUAUGAUACUCGAAAGCGUUCUCAUUUCCAAAUCUAAGCCUUCCCUGCAUGAACAGACAAGACAAGUUCAGUCCCUACUCUAAUCCCACUUCUACUUUGUGUAAUCCCCCCCCCCCAAAAAAAAAACCCAAAAAAACCCAAAAAAAACAAAAACAAAACUGAACACUGUUUGAUUUGCAGUAACGUAAAAGCUCUAAAAGCUAUCGCAAUGAAUCAUUGCAUUCAGAAAGGACUUACUUAGAUUUUGAUAUAUAGCACUUGAAUUUACAUGCAAUAUCGACUGCGCUAUUGAUGUUUGAACGUUGAACCACUGUUUUUGAAAAUGCAGAAAAUUAGCGUAAAACAACCUUAUAAUUACUGAUGUCAGUAGUCAUACUUGUUACUUGUUUUUAUUUUGGUUGUAUCUCGCUCAAUAUUACAUGUAAAUUCAAGUGUUAUAUAUCAAAAUCUAAUUUAGUCCUUUCUGAAUGCAAUGAUCUUUAUUUCAUUGCGAUAGCUUUUAUAGCUUUUACGUUACAUUAAAUCAAACAAUGUCCAGUUCACGAAAUGUGAAUUUCAUUAAACACCGUCGGAUUGCAAUUAACUCGUUUAAUAUAGCUAUGUUGUAGUUCUCUAUGUGAGGAUAGAUGAAAGAAAUUGAGAGAUAUUUUCUCUCUUAUAAAAGUGAAAUAAAUGAUGAAUUUGACAAUUAACUGUUGCUCUAGUCCUAAGGAACAAUUCUCUCUCGUUAAUAGCUCAGUGCAACAACUCAGAUUUAUAGCUUAUGUUCAACUUUAUCGAAACUUUAUAGAUCUCUGCAAGGAAUCAAACUGCCAUGAUAAUGCGACAUGUGACAUAGGGCUAAACGUUACGUGCCGUUGCAAACCUGGUUUCCAGGGUAGCGGACAGUUUUGCGAAGGUAUGUAUUUUUGAACUGUUAUACCGUGACUUUUAUUUAUAUAAUACACAGUUUGGGCAUUGAGCUUAUUUUUAUAAGCCAUGUCCAGAUGAGAGUUGUUUUUUUUUUGCCCGACAACAAAAAUUCGAGAAGUAUUAUAAUAUUUGGUGAAAUCUACCAGAGAGAAGAGAUGGUGGUUUUAUAUGUCGACAGCUUUUCUUUGCGAAUUUUGUUGUGUGUAUAUAUAGCGAGGAGCAUGGUUAUCGCAGCCGAUUUAAAUUCGCAAAAACUGUUUCACGAUUGACAUGCCGUUUUUGUUUUAUGGCGAAUUACGUUAUCUACUCGUAUGCAGUUUUUGCCAUUUGAAUUUGAAGGAUGUCUUUUCUUUUGGCCAAUAUAAAAAGAACGGAUUAUAUCAAAUCACUAAAAUAUUUUCCUUUAGAUAUAUGCGAAGUAUCGAAUUGCCAUCAAAAUGCGAGAUGUGGCGAUAAGACGGGUUAUGAAUGUGUUUGUCAUGAAGAUUUUCAAGGAAAUGGAACAUUCUGUGAAGGUAUGUACAAAUGCACUCCUCGUUAUAACACAGGACCUCCUUCGUUGACGAGUUAGAAGUCGUGUGGAUUUAGUUGGAGUAAAAUGAGACACUGGUACAGUAUUUUGAAGCCCUGGUCAAACCAGAAUGGAUUAGAGAUGAGCAGGGCCGUUGGACCGCUAGGGGGGGGGUGCAUAUUUAUAUAUUCGUAUUCUGCCCGACGGAUUUCUUUUGAAAGCGAUUGUUUUUACGGUAUGUGAACAUGAAUAGACACCCCCCUCCCCCUUUUUCUAGUACCCUGGUCAAAUAAGAACUGAUCUUUAUGGGAUCAACGGAUCUUUUUGUACUAUUUAAAGCACGCGUAGGAGUGUUUUAUUAGGUUUAAAGCGCGCAGCGCGAGUGGCUUUAGACGUAAUAAAACACGACCUGCGAGUUUUUUAAAUGGCUUCAAACACGACUACAAAUUCAAUAGAUAUACUGCCUUAUUAGUAUUCUUUAUAUAAAGAAUACUAAUGAGGGCACGACUACAAUAGAUACUGCCUUAUUAGUAUUCUUUAUAUAAAGAAUACUAAUUAGGAGUGUUUUAUCAGGUUUAAAGCCACUGCACGUGACAUAUUAUCGUUGACAUGAUUUGUCAAUAAGCUUAUGAAUUUUUAAUGAGUAUUUGAAGUGCUAUUUUAAAUUGCUUCAAAAACGAUCGAUCUAUUAAGUUCAUUGGCGAAGUAAUUUUCAAAAGAUGCGUUGUGCAAGUCGAGAAAAUCAAAGUUAAAGUUUAUGUAAAUCAAGGGAAAUCCCUAUCACAUAUAAAGAUACGACACGCUUAUGAUUUUUCUUUGUGUUUUCCUCAUGAAUUAUUAAUGAGUUUUUGAAGGGCAUUUAACAAAUGUCCAUAAAGAUGAGCUGCUCAUAUUUUAACUAGUACUUAAUACGUUUGCAUAAACUUGUUGCUUUUCCAUUCUAAUUCUAUACCUGUAUUUCUCUCAAUUAUUCUAGAUCGCUGUAUUGCUGCGAAGUGUCAUGAACACGCCAUGUGCAACAAGACAACCGCCUACGCUUGUUUGUGCAAAUAUGGUUAUGGCGGUAAUGGAUCAGAGUGUCAUGGUGGGUGAUAUAUAGACAUUAAUCAAUUAUCCAUUAUGAUCCGUCACUGUUCCUGCAGCGACACUUGGUGCUCAAUCUGUAUUUAUGUUGCAGCAAAUACAAGACUACUACAUAAAACGAAGAGAUUGAACGUGUUUUCACUUUGAUAACUGAGCAUUAUCAUACAAAUUAUUUAAAACACAAGUCAAAAAGUAGUAUACUUACACGAAAACCCCCAAAACGUUAUCCACUUUUAACUCUUCAAUUCCUACUGCAUUAUCAAUAUUAUAGAAAGUUUCUGUAUUGUUUAUUAUCAAAUAUCUUCAUUGUUAUUACAAAAGUGUAAUAUGAAUAUUUUUAAACUAUAAUUGAUAAAACGUUUCUCAUUUGUAUAUGUAAUUUAACUGACCAAAAAUCUAUGUACAUAACGUUAUAUGUUAUGUUCUACUUGGGGCCAAGAACUAUUAAGAGCCUACAAUGUUUUCUUUAUGGCUCCUAGCCCAAAUGUUAUAUUCUUAUUAUUUUUGAUCAUUUUAUAUCAUGAGAAAAGGGUAAAUUAUAGCCUUCUCCGCAGGCCUCUCUAUGGGUUUUAGCCUGCGAAUGGGUUUUGAAAAAAAUUACUUUUUUCGACCACCCGAUUCCUGGGUGAGAUACCUGCGGAGGAGUCCAGGUAAAUGAAAAAAGAUCUAAAAUUAUAGCCAUAACUGACUUGCUUCACUGAUUUGUUUCCCAGAUUUAUGCAAAACAGCUGACUGUCAUGAGAAUGCGACGUGUAAUCUUAAAGAUGACAUAAAGUUUGCAAACUGUUCUUGUGAUCGCAGCUUUAUUGGAAAUGGGACAUACUGUAUUGGUAGGUAGUUCCUGUCGAUUUUGCUCCAAAUGAUGUUUGAAUAAAUUGUAUUUGGAAUGUCCCAACCCCAAGUAUUGAUAUAUGAUAACACACAGAAAAUUGUUAACAGUUACUUAAAGAACAAAUAAAUUCUAGUUUUACUUUGUAAAACCGGUAGAAAAAUUAUUUUUGACCAGAGACACAGAGUAGAUACAUAUACAGAGUUAUAACUAGUGUACCCACUUUUUUAUGCGCGUGCUCGGCAAGUCACUAGAUGGACGAAUCCUAUUGGAUGAAAUUGGAUGACGACUCACUUUAACUGCUCGCGGAACUUGCUGAGCACGCGCAGUUGAUCAUUUUUUGCCUGGUCGCCUGUGAAAAAAAGUGGGUAGAUGAAAACAUAAGCUUCCGCAGUGUUUACAACGGUCAGUUACGUCUCUGUAUGUCUCUACUCUGUGCCACAGACAAUGAAUGUUUCCCCGUGUAGAUACACACACUUGCAUCAUUAUUUUAUUGCUUUUAUAGAUUUGUGUGAGCAUGCCAAUUGUCACGAUAAUGCCACAUGCAUCAGGAAUGAUGAUAAAAAAUUUGCAAAAUGUGACUGUAAGCCUGGUUUUGGAGGUGGUGGCCAACACUGUUUUGGUAAGCAACUCAACCACUCUUUAUCCACUCAGCUCCAUAUAUAUCUGGAGCGAGAACUCGAGUCCACACAAUGAAUAGCCUGCGUGGCAGGCCCUCAAUUUUAUGGGGGGCCUGAUUUGCAGCGGGCAGGAUUUUGGCGGGCACGGGGGAGGAUUAUCCUGCCCGCUGCAAAUCAGGCCCCCCAUAAAAUUGAGGGCCUGCCACGCAGGCUAAAAAAUGAAGGAGUCCAAAAGUUUGCGGAAAUUGAAGAGCUGUUGGACGCCUUGAACUGAGUAUAACUGGAACGCUACCUUGAACCGGAAAUUUGAAGCCAAACUUGAAGGCCAGUCCCAGCCUUUUCACGCAUAUGAAGAGCGCUCAAGCAGUCAAUCAUGAUAUAAACACGCGGGUCUUGAUCCCCAGACACGCGUGUGUGGGGGGUGAAGAUUUGGCUUCAAGACAAAGAUUUACCUGAAGAUAGCGUUGGACGUUAGUUCCAGUCCCUUUCUAUUGUUUUGUCUGCGCGGUUAAACACGAAGAAGUGUGCCGAAAUUUCGCAUUUUUACAUCCAUUUAAUUAAAGAACAACACUGUGGCGUCAUGAACUGAUAACUUGUUUAGCGAUACGGUUCAGAGCUAUAGGACGUCGCCAUCAACUAUUUCGCUGACCUCAGAAUGACAUUUCGUCAAAACAUUUUUCUUCAAGAUUGGUUUAGAAACAAAUUUGGCAUAGGGUUAGGUUAGGGUAAGGAUUAGGGUUAGAGUUAGAGUUGGUGUUUGGAGUAGGAUUAAGCCAGGUUCACACGAUGAAAUAAGCACAAGCAGCGGAACCUUUGAUGUGCAUAAACAUAAACAUAAGAAGAACAAAUGUUGCGUUCUUCUUAUGCUUACGUUUAUGCACAUCAAAGGUUCCGCUGCUUGUGCUAAUGCUUAUUUCAUCGUGUGAACCAGGCUUUAGUGUUAGUAAAACCGUUGCUUUGUUACGUUUUGUCACUCUGAGGCCAGCGAAAUAAUCUCUUCCUUGGACGUCAAUGGCCGCCAUCUUGGCUUCAUUUUUCUCGUAGGCCGAAUGACUGAAGUAAAAGUUCUUGCUCCAGAUAUAUAUAUAUAUAUAUAUAUAUAUAUAUAGGGCUCAGUGAUCCUAUCUAUUGUCCAUGGUUUGUUCCGUUGUUUCCAUCUGACUUAAAACUCCCUAGUAGUAUUUCUACAUUUAGAAGAAACUUUUUUAGCAAUCAUUGAUCUUUCCCUCGUAUAAUAUUUAAAUAUUUCUCAUGGUUAUGUAGUAUAUGCAUGUCUUCCUUGUAAAUUUGUUUAUUUAGUUUAGGAAUUUUCUGAAAAUCACUUUGUGAGAAAGCUUCCUGAAAAUAAAUAUUAAUUAAAAAAACAAACAAACAAAAAACAGUCGCAGAUUACAACAUUCUCGGUGCUCCCCAGUUUCAUCUGCCAGUCACGUGUAAUUAUCCAUAUCGCGUUACUCGAGAGUGACGUCUGAAAGAUGAGAGUUAGGGUGAUGUUUGAAGUUAAGAUUUUGCAAGGGUUAGGGUUGGGAUAAAAAUUAGUGUUAGAAUGAUGGUUUUGGAGUGAAUUUGGCAAACUGUGACAUCAAUAAACUGUCCAUAUUUAGAUUUAUGCAAGGAAGCUGAUUGCGACAAGAAUGCCAGGUGUGAUCUAUAUGAUGAUAUAAAAGUUGCAAACUGUUCUUGUGACCGAGGGUUUGGUGGCAAUGGGACACAUUGUUUUGGUAAGCACCUGAAUUCAUCAAAAACGCAAAAGUUUCUGUAAUCACAGUAAGAAUUUUGCAUAGGUAAAUUCUAAGUUUUGAAGGAUUUGCAAGAAAUGUUUGAGGGAAUUAACAUUAAGUCCGUUUCCUCAAACAUUUCUUACAAAUGCUUCAAAACUUAGAAUUUACCCAUGCAAAAUUCCUACUGUGAUCACAGAAACUUCGAUAGUGUAAACCAGGCUCUUAAAAGUAUCUAUCACAUCAUCUUACUCAUUACCAUCUGCCUAAUGGUGUUGUGUUAUUAUUGUAGAUUUAUGCGAGGAAGCUGCUUGCGACAAAAAUGCCACGUGUGAUCUAUAUGAUGAUAUAAAAGUUGCAAAAUGUUCUUGUGACCGAGGGUUUGUUGGCAAUGGGACACAUUGUUUUGGUAAGCACCUGAAUUCAUCAAAAACUCAAUGCUUGCAUAAACGUAUUGAUUACCGCAGUUGCGAAACCAAGGCAAAAUUGUUGAAUUCUGAUUUGUUGAGGUUUUUCCUGUUUAGAUUUGUGUGAAGAUGCAAGUUGUCACAAAGAUGCCUCUUGUAACUUGUAUGAUGACAUUAAGUUUGCCAACUGUUCCUGUAAACAUGGAUUUUCAGGCAACGGGACGUACUGUCUUGGUGGGUUGACGAUAUUGAAAUAACUGUAAAUUUUAUGAUUAUCUCCGUUGAUAAUGUUUUCAACUUGGUUUCAUUGUUUUUUUAUUCAUCUUUAAUAUUUAACGGUCUUAUUAGAUUUGUGCAAAGAAGCAAAUUGUCAUGAAAAUGGACAUUGUGUGUUACGAGAUGAAAUAAAGUUUGCCAAUUGUUCCUGUGAUGAAGGAUAUCGAGGAAACGGAACUUUCUGCACAGGUGUGGUUGAAUUAUCAAAUACUUAUCAUACUUGAACUGUUCGAAACUCUCCUUAUAUUUUUCAGGUAGUUGCAUGCCUAUCAACGAAAGCUUGUUAAUACUUGAGCCAUGCCUGAUACUGUUUGAUAGUUGUCUAAUGCUUUAUAUACUAAACAUUUCUUUUGCAGCAUAUUAUGAUUGGAGUCCGUGGACGACGUGUCAGAAGAAAUGUGGUGUGGAAUUUUAUAAUAGAACCAGAGAGUGUGUCGAUCCUGGAGCAUCAUUUUGUAUUGCUGAUGAAACUAUACAAAAACGAUCUUGUGAGCUUCAGCCUUGUGCAGGUGAACUAUAGCGAGCUAAACUAAUUUAAAUUUAUUACAUUAAAUUACUUUAAAUUACAUUAAACUGAGUUCAUGGUGAUGAUGACGAUGAUGGUGAUGGCGACGGCGAUGGUAGUUGUGGUGGUUAAGGUAAUUGUGGUGGUGAUGGUGAUAAUAAUGAUGAUGGUGAUGAUAGUGUUAAAUGGUGGUGAUGAUGAUGAUGGUGAUGAUGAUGAUAGUGUUAAAUGAUGUCGGUGAUGAUGCUGGUGGUGGUGAUGAUGAUCGUGAUGGUGAUGACGAUGAUAGUGUUAAAUGAUGUCUGUGAUGAUGAUGGUGGUGGUGAUGGUAGUGGUAAAUGGUGGUGAUGAUUGUGGUGGUGUGGUAAUCGUAAAUGUGGUGACUGAAUGUAAACCUUGCUUUCAUCUUAUAUAGUUCAUGGUAACUGGACAAAUUGGGGUGAUUGGGGUACAUGUAGCGCCACAUGUGGACCAGGUUAUAAUGAACGUACCAGAGAUUGUGCUAAUCCGCCACCUCAAAAUGGUGGUGAUGACUGUCCAGGAGUGGGCAAUGACAUUGGGGAUUGUGAAGCGGCAACACUAUGUCCAGGUAUAGCACUGUUUUCGACAGAAAUUUGGUUCGCUCUUAAGCUUGCUUUUCAUAUGGUCGUAACGGUUGUAAAGAUUGAGUCACGAUCUUUAUCAGCAGCCGAAAUACAAUAUUUGAGAACUGAAAAUAGGCUAAGUGAUUAUAAAUUGGGAAUACUUACGAUUUAUAUGUGGUUUAUAGGGAGGAAACUAUUAUAAUCUUGCCGUUUAGAACGAUUGUGACUCUAUCUUUACGACUGUUACGACCAUAUGGUUAAAGAUUUUUCAAUUGGUUCACACGCCCCAUUGGUCUGAUAUUGUGGGGUUUUCGGGGGGGGGGGGGGGGAUCUUUCAGGAAUGUUUGGAGUGAUGAUGUGUAGGAUUGGAAGGGGAUUUGGCCGUUGAGAAAGAUCGUGACUCUUCUAAUUCAAAAUAAUUCAUUCAUUGUUUAUUUUUAUAGGAGAAGAACAUUUUGGUGAUUGGUCGUCCUGGAGUGAAUGCAACAUGACUUGUGAUCAAGGUGUUCAAAUUCGUUCACGAGUUUGUGAAAAUGAAGCUGCAGGGUGUCUUGGUGAACCAACACAAACAAAACCUUGUCUUCUCAAAUAUUGCCCAGGUUAGAAAACAAUAUAUUCACUAGGCACACAAUUCUUGUACUUGGGUAAAAACACACCAGUUGUAACAAACCUGCAGCAGACUUGUAGCAAUGUUGUUCCAACAACUUGUCAACAGGAUGUGUUUGCAUUGAUUGUUCCCAGCUUGUUGACAACUUGCUACAAGGUUGUUGAAUUCCAACAACUUGUUAUUGUCAAAAAGUUGUGAGUGACAACCUUGUAGCAACUUGAUAAAAUAACAGCGUUGUUACAACUUGGUGACAAGCUUGCUACAAGCCUGUUGCACAGUUAAUAUAUUAACUGUGCCUGUUGCAAACACAUGUUGUUGACAAGUUGUGAGAUUUUGAUGUGUAUCUUGUGUCACUCAUGUUGUGUGUACAACUUACAGUAAAUGGUAGUUACACAGCAUGGAGUAAUUGGACAACUUGUUCUACGUCGUGUGGUCCUGGGCAACAAUUACGUCAUAGAAAUUGUACAGAGCCUAAACCUGCUUAUGGUGGCGCUGAUUGUGAAGGGCCUGGGACAGAGACUAAAGAAUGCUUUAUAGAAGUAAUAUGUCCAGGUAAGUUGUUGACUCGUGUAACAGUAACAACGACAACAACAGCAACAACAAAACGACAACAACAACAACACAACAACAACAACAACAACAAAACGACAACAACAACAAAACGACGACGACAACAACAUCAACGACGACGGCAACAACAACAACGACGACGACGGCGGCAACAACAACGACGACGGCAACAACAGUGACAACAACGACGACAGUGACGACGACGGCGACAGUAACGACAACAACAACAACAACAACAAAACGACAACAACAACAAAACGACGACGACAACAACAUCAACGACGACGGCAACAACAACAACGACGACGACGGCGGCAACAACAACGACGACAGCAACGACAGUGACAACAACGACGACAGUGACGACGACGGCGACAGUAACGACAACAACAACAACGACGACGUCGAAAGCAACGACAGUGACAACAACGACGGCUGGAGCAACGACAACAGCGACAGCAACGACAACAGCGACAGCAACGACAGUGACAAGAACGACGAAAGCAACAACGACAACAACAACGACGACAGCAACGAAAGUGACAAGAACGACGACAGCAACAACGACAACAACGACGACGACGACGACGACAACAACAACGACAGUGACAACAACGACAGCAACUUUGCAGUUUAA
This is a messenger RNA of Paramuricea clavata, 10876 nucleotides long. The record is from the annotation of a GenBank genome assembly. Lineage: Eukaryota; Metazoa; Cnidaria; Anthozoa; Malacalcyonacea; Plexauridae.